UUUCGCAUCACAAGUCAGAAGAAAAAUUGAUGAGCAUAAAAGAGGAAGUUACUGGGCGCUGCGCUGCUGUAGCCAUUAUCCAUUUCCAAUUAAAUUACUACUCUGCUUGCCUUGGAUUAAAAUAAUAAAAUUCUUUUUGUGGCCUUUGAUCCACCGUCCAUUGUCAGUCUCAGACCAUCCAUAUUUCAUAAUUCACUCUCUUCUCCCCACUUAUCCAUACAACCAAGAAAAACUAGCUAGUGUGAGGAGGAAGAAGAAAAAUAAUGGAGAAUCAUCAUCAUCAUCAUAACUCUUCUUUCUCAAGCUUCACCACUUACCUUCAAGCUCUCUCGCAAACCCCGUCUCGUCUGGCUCGUCGUGCUGUCUCCGUAUCGACUUCGUACGACGAAAUGAGCCGAGUCAAGGCUCGUUCGGGUUCCGAAAUGCGGAGAACUCUUCGUUGGUAUGACCUAGUCUGCUUCGGCGUGGGGGGUAUGGUUGGCGCGGGUGUGUUCGUUACCACGGGUAGAGCCAGUCGUUUAUACGCUGGCCCUGCUGUUGUUCUCUCGUACGCCAUUGCGGGUCUCUGCGCUCUACUUUCCGCGUUCUGUUACACUGAAUUCGCGGUAGAUAUGCCUGUCGCGGGUGGUGCUUUCAGCUACCUACGCGUCACCUUCGGCGAGUUCGCUGCAUUCAUAACGGGUGCGAAUCUGAUAAUGGACUACGUGAUGUCGAACGCAGCCGUGGCGAGAGGCUUCACCGCCUAUUUAGGUGCAGCAAUUGGGAUGUCCACAUCCAAAUGGAGGCUAGUGGUCCAUGCUUUACCCAAUGGCUUUAAUGAGAUCGAUAUGCUUGCUGUUCUUGUCGUUUUAGCCAUUACUCUCAUCAUUUGUUACAGUACGCGAGAGAGCUCAAUGGUGAACAUGGUGCUAACAGCGCUACACAUUUUAUUCAUUGUGUUUGUAAUAGUAAUGGGAUUUUGGAAAGGGCAAUGGAAGAAUUUCUCGCAACCUGCCGACCCCAUUAACCAUCCAUCUGGGUUCUUCCCAUUUGGAGCCAAGGGUGUGUUCAAUGGAGCAGCUGUAGUUUAUUUGAGUUACAUCGGAUACGACGCCGUUUCGACUCUAGCCGAAGAAGUGCAUAAUCCUGUUAAGGAUAUUCCCGUUGGCGUUUCGGGCUCCGUCGCGCUCGUUACGCUUCUUUAUUGCCUAAUGGCCGCUUCCAUGUCUAUGCUGCUCCCAUAUGAUUCGAUUGAUGCUGAGGCGCCAUUUUCGGCAGCUUUUAAAGGGAAAUCUGACGGCUGGGAAUGGGUGUCAAACGUUAUAGGAGUGGGGGCUAGUUUUGGAAUUCUAACAUCCUUGCUGGUUUCAAUGUUGGGUCAAGCAAGAUACAUGUGUGUAAUCGGACGGUCAAGCGUUGUCCCUGAGUGGUUCGCCAGGGUCCACCCUAAGACAUCAACGCCUGUGAACGCUUCCGUAUUUCUGGGUAUUUUCACAGCGACAAUUGCUCUUAUUACAGAUCUAGAAGUACUCCUAAAUUUGGUGUCGAUAGGAACAUUGUUCGUGUUCUACAUGGUAGCAAAUGCCGUAAUUUACAGGCGUUACGUGGCGAUAGGGAUAACUAAACCGUGGCCUACAUUAUCUUUUCUUUGCUCAUUCUCCUUCACCUCUUUACUAGUCACACUAAUUUGGCAAUUCAUGCCACAAGGAAAGCUAAAAGCCUUUAUGCUCGGCGCUUGUACAAUGACAGCGAUUGCAAUAAUACAAGUGUUUCAUUGCACGGUGCCACAAGCUAGAAAGCCGGAGUUUUGGGGGGUUCCAUUGAUGCCAUGGACACCUUGUGUUUCUAUCUUCUUGAACAUUUUCUUAUUGGGGUCGCUUGACGGGCCAUCAUACCUGCGGUUCGCCUUCUUUACGGGACUUGCGGUGCUAGUGUAUGUAUUGUAUAGUGUGCAUGCCAGCUUUGAUGCUCAAGGAGAUGGGUGUUUGAGUCAAAAGAAUGGGGAUAUUAUGCUGAAAGAAUCAGCAGAAAGUGAGCACCCUUGUUCUAAAGUAUAAAUAUAUAUAUACUUGUCUCAACUUGACUUGUUCUUUGGUAGGGACUAAACUUUUUUGAGUGGUUGAUGGAUAUACUUAGAAGGAAGGCAUAAAAUAUAAGAUAAUAGAGAAUUUAAAUGUGGUUAGUCUGGUGGUAGAUGCAAAAGUGAGGCUAAGGCUGUGACUUCUAAUUUUGUAUAUCAUCUCAAGUCAUGUGAUCCAUCAACUACUUUAGACUUUUAUGUUUUGGUGUCAAUAGUUGAUCACUUCAUGAAAAGUUUUAGUGUUUA
Messenger RNA from Mercurialis annua (annual mercury), 2305 nucleotides. RefSeq names its product cationic amino acid transporter 7, chloroplastic-like. Gene Ontology annotation, biological process: transmembrane transport; amino acid transport. Gene Ontology annotation, cellular component: plasma membrane. Gene Ontology annotation, molecular function: amino acid transmembrane transporter activity. The transcript is spliced from 5 exons. NCBI's taxonomy places the organism in Eukaryota, Viridiplantae, Streptophyta, Magnoliopsida, Malpighiales, Euphorbiaceae. Bases 264 to 2036 code for a protein of 590 amino acids. The record is from RefSeq and is a predicted model, not a curated record.